Fukomys damarensis (Damara mole-rat) is the source of this 1262-nucleotide messenger RNA. Its product is annotated as thrombospondin type-1 domain-containing protein 4-like. Gene Ontology annotation, molecular function: metalloendopeptidase activity. Gene Ontology annotation, biological process: extracellular matrix organization. The coding region runs from base 1 to 1149 and encodes 382 amino acids. Lineage: Eukaryota; Metazoa; Chordata; Mammalia; Rodentia; Bathyergidae. Gene Ontology annotation, cellular component: extracellular matrix. The transcript has 5 exons. The record is from RefSeq and is a predicted model, not a curated record.
AUGAUCACCAUUUUCACUUAUAGGAGCAGGAACCAAGGUCCCAUCGGCCCUGGCAAGUAUGGCUAUGGCAAGGCCCCGUACAUCUUACCACUGCAGACGGACACCAUGCACACGCCACAGAGGCUGCGAAGACAGAGGCCCCCAUCCCGGCCAUCCAGGUCAUCCCAGGGCGCAUCUGCUACCAGACAUGGCUACCACCUGCCUGCCCACCAGCUGUCUGCCCAUGGGCCUCUGUACCAAAGUGAAAAUGGCCCUCAUUCUGGACUGCAGACCUCAGAGGCCUCCAUCUACCAGCUGCCUUUGACCAAUGACCAAGGCUUCCCUGCAGCUUCAAGUCUCUUCCACAGCCCAGAAACAGGCAACAGCCAUGGCGUGGGGGCCCACAGGGCAGAUCCGAGCUUCCCACAACCCCUGAGAUCUGCAGCUAUCUCGUGCAUUGGGGCCUAUCGGCAGUACAAGCUGUGCAACACCAACGUGAGUACACACCAGCCCAGGCCGGGCCUACAGACAGCUGUCCUGUCUCCUGUCUGUCUGCUGGCCCUGAGCGGUAGAAUAUGGAGCAGGAACCAAGGUCCCAUCGGCCCUGGCAAGUAUGGCUAUGGCAAGGCCCCGUACAUCUUACCACUGCAGACGGACACCAUGCACACGCCACAGAGGCUGCGAAGACAGAGGCCCCCAUCCCGGCCAUCCAGGUCAUCCCAGGGCGCAUCUGCUACCAGACAUGGCUACCACCUGCCUGCCCACCAGCUGUCUGCCCAUGGGCCUCUGUACCAAAGUGAAAAUGGCCCUCAUUCUGGACUGCAGACCUCAGAGGCCUCCAUCUACCAGCUGCCUUUGACCAAUGACCAAGGCUUCCCUGCAGCUUCAAGUCUCUUCCACAGCCCAGAAACAGGCAACAGCCAUGGCGUGGGGGCCCACAGGGCAGAUCCGAGCUUCCCACAACCCCUGAGAUCUGCAGCUAUCUCGUGCAUUGGGGCCUAUCGGCAGUACAAGCUGUGCAACACCAACGCAUGUCCAGAAAGCAGUAGAAGUAUCCGAGAGGUACAGUGUGCCUCCUACAACAACAAGCCAUUCAUGGGCCGGUUUUAUGAAUGGGAACCAUUUGCAGAAGGUGCAGGGAUUGGAAACUUUUUCUGCACAUGUGAUUGACAGGUCGUACCCACUUGUCCAGAUGACUGGCCACUCCCUCAUCUCCUGUCACAACCAGACGGCCUGUAGGAAUACACAUCCUAGAUCACCCGUCUUGAAGACACCGUAAAAAA